AUGGACCUAGGUUAUGUGGUCGUAACAGUUGACCUCAUGACCGAGAAUGCCGUGCAUAAUCUUACCAACAGGACACUUGAGAAUGGCUACCUUCAGAAGGAUCUCUCGGUGAAAUGGGUGCUUACGGUCAUCAAAGACUCAAACUUGGCAGAAACCGUUACGGAGUGCUCUGGAAUCGAGGUGCUGCCAUCAGACAUCACUCACCAUUUUGGCAAGCUGUUGGAAGAUAAAGAGGAAGCAGACAACACUUUCACCGUCGGAGGGGAGACCUUCUGAGGCACAUAAGAUUUUGCUUGCGGGGCAAUGAGGGAGGCGAGGAUGCUGUAUGUGGUCAUCAAAGACAUGCAGCCCACUGUUUUCAAGGCUCUUCAGAAUUUCAUCUAUACCGAUUCACUACCUGACUUUGGUGAUCUUGUGGACAUUAUCGGGCAUUUACUGGUGGCUGCUGAUUGGUAUGCCAUAGACAGGCUCAAGCUCAUUUAUCAAGACAUCCUUUACAAGAAUCUUGAUGUGGAGUAUGGGGCGAUUACAUUUGCUUUAGCUGAUCAGCACAGCUGUGAGAAGCUGAAGGAUGCUUGCAUUCAGUUUAUUACCUCUGCAGAUAGGAUGGAUGCACGGUUAUGCAAGUCUCGAAGAUCUCAGUCUUCUGUCUUAGUAGACGUGUUCGAGAAGACAAGGAGGUUUGAGCAGAGCAUAGAUUCUCAAUUCUAG
This is a messenger RNA of Brachypodium distachyon (stiff brome), 711 nucleotides long. Its product is annotated as BTB/POZ and MATH domain-containing protein 2-like. NCBI's taxonomy places the organism in Eukaryota, Viridiplantae, Streptophyta, Magnoliopsida, Poales, Poaceae. The record is from RefSeq and is a predicted model, not a curated record. The transcript is spliced from 2 exons. Gene Ontology annotation, molecular function: protein binding. Gene Ontology annotation, biological process: protein ubiquitination.